AUGGCUUCCAAGCUACUUUCCCUCCGACGACUCUACAGGCUUCGAAACCCUCACUUUCCUUCUUCUUUGCCUUCUUCACGUAUCCUGCUUCUGCGAGCUUCGGAUCCUCGCUGUUCUCGAUUCGGCUUCACAUUCGCUGCUGUUUCAGCUUCUUCCAGGAGUUUCUGCUCCAGCUCCUCCGCUACCGACGUCCACGGCCCCGCCGCCAUAGACUACCGCUCUCUUCUGCAGGAAAAUGAAUUUCACGAGCUAGCUGAUACGACUAUUCAUGACCUUCAAGAGAAAUUGGAGGAAUAUGGGGAUACAGUGCAAGUAGAUGGAUUUGAUAUAGACUACGGGAAUGAGGUUCUGACACUGAAGCUAGGGGAGCUAGGCACCUAUGUAUUGAACAAACAAACUCCCAAUAGGCAACUUUGGCUGUCUUCCCCUCUGAGUGGUCCAUCGAGGUUUGACUGGGAUAGGGAUGCUCAAGCCUGGAUUUAUCGAAGAACCAAGUCAAACUUGAUUGAAGUUUUGGAAAGUGAGCUAAAGCAGUUGUGUGGUGAACCCAUCAAGCUUACUACUACAUAA
Molecule: messenger RNA, 570 nt
Organism: Linum trigynum
Lineage: Eukaryota; Viridiplantae; Streptophyta; Magnoliopsida; Malpighiales; Linaceae
Source: the annotation of a GenBank genome assembly